Molecule: messenger RNA, 789 nt
Organism: Orbilia oligospora ATCC 24927
Lineage: Eukaryota; Fungi; Ascomycota; Orbiliomycetes; Orbiliales; Orbiliaceae
Exons: 1
Coding region: 1-789 (262 amino acids)
Source: RefSeq, a predicted model, not a curated record
AUGCCGAGGGAGCGAGAGUUAAUUUUCUUCUUGACUCGUAAGCUCGACCACCUCCGGCAAAGGGUCGCCCAAUACGAGGCGAAAAUUGAGAGCUGGGAGGAAAGAAGGAGGAAGAAGGCAUGGUCGCUCUUCUUGGGGAGGAAAAGGGCGGGUGGGCAAAUGUUUCCCACCAGGCUCGAAGGCCACACCAGGAAGGAGCUGAAUGCACACAAAGUAGGAAGCAUUACAAAGCACAUAGCCGAUGCUGAAGAAACUCAUAAGGACCUUACUCGUUCGCAAGCUGCCGUUUAUUGGUGGGAAAAGAGUGAGGAGGAAAUGCUGAAGCAGAAGAAAGAUCUGGAAGAGAUUAUGGGGCGAGGACGUGCCGCCAGAGAGAGUGCGAAGGAGAGAGAGGAAGAAGAGCGGAAGGCAGCAAAGGAAGAAACCCGCAAGGCAGCCGAAAAAGAAAAUCUGAGGAGGAGGAGGAAGGAGGAGGAGAGGAAGCAAAGAGAGCAGGAAGAGAAUGAGAGAAUGAGAAAGGAUGAGAAGAGGGGGAGGGAACAAGAAGAACAGGAGAGAAAGAGAAGAGAAGAAGAAGAAAGGGAAAGAAGAAAAAGAGAAGAAGAAAGAGAGGAGAGAAGGAGAAGGCACGCAGAGGCAGCGGAAAGGAGGCGGAGGGUAGAGGAAGAGGUGGCGAGGAGGAGGAAAGAGAACGAAGAUACGGAGAGACAAAGGCUGAGGAGGAGGGCGCCAGGAGGGUCGAGGCCGAGGCCAUUCGCCUCACCAAGAGGAGGCAGAACGAAAGAAUGA